AUGUCCCCGCACGCAGGAAUCGUAUCUGCGUUCGUUGAUGCAAGGAGGGCGAGCAAGUUCCCUCUUGGAGCGCGCGGUGUCCCACAGACGAGGCGAGGCACACCCGACCAUCCCCACCCGUAUUCGUCUACAGGUGAGAGGAGCAAGGAGCAGUGGGAACUGUGA
Messenger RNA from Sparassis crispa, 165 nucleotides. RefSeq lists its product as hypothetical. The coding region runs from base 1 to 165 and encodes 54 amino acids. The record is from RefSeq and is a predicted model, not a curated record. The transcript is spliced from 2 exons. NCBI's taxonomy places the organism in Eukaryota, Fungi, Basidiomycota, Agaricomycetes, Polyporales, Sparassidaceae.